AUGCAACAGCAAAGCAAUGAAGAAUUAAAAGAAUGCAUUAUGCAGUACAAAACAAGAUUACAGGAAAUAUUGCAAAGGCUUGAAUGGUCUGAGGAGGCUGUAGUGAAGGAUUUCAAUACAAAUUCCUUGGCCUCUGCUGUUAAAGACAAUGUAAAGAAGCCCCGAUCCCCGAAAGUAGCCACAUACCCAGACAGUUGUAUUACUAACAAUUCUCUAGUGAUAGAAACUAAAAAACUGCAAGAAAUACUUCAAAAUAAUGAAGUUAAGGCUCCCCGGAACUUUACAGAAUUACAAGCAAACUUAUCGCGUGAACAGAAACUUAAAAUCUACGAGCAUGUUGUAGAUAACACAGAAAAGUUGAAAAAUAAUACAGUGGCUCAAGUUGACGAAGGAGAAAUUUCUUUGGCGGAUAUCUUGGCCCAAAAGAAACGUGAAGAGAAGCGUAAUAAACGAAAAUUUCGAAAACCUAAACCCACUCACAUAGAAGAAGUAAGAUGUUUGGUGGAUUUGCAAAUGCAAGCUUUACAGCAGUUUGUGGGCAAUAAAAUGAAAAAAGAUGAAGAUAAAAUGGAGAGGAGUGAUAAACAUAGUAGAAUAAGUAGAGAUGAAAGGAAACACUAUGAGGAUUAUUAUAAAAGAGAUAAAUAUAGAGACAGGUCUGUAGAUGAUUAUAGAAGACGCGACAGAUAUCGUAGUAAAGAACGUAAACGAUUUCAUAGAAGUCGUAGUAAAGAUAUUUCACACAAAAGAAAAAGACGUAGCAGAAGUCAUAGUAGGGAAAGAAGAAAACAUAGCCCAAGUUGUCAUAAAGACAUUGUCCAUAAAAGAACAAACAAUAGUAGAAGUCGUAGUAAAGAAAUUUCAAAGGAAAGGAGAAAACAUAGAAGUCGUAGUAAAGAAAGAAGAAAAGCUAAUCGAAGCAGUAGUAAGGAAGUGUUAUAUGAAAAAAGAAAACGCAGCAGAAGUCCUAGUAAAUAUAGAAAACAUAGCCGAAGUUUUAGCAAAGAAAUUGUCCACAAAAGAACAAGACAUAGCAGAAGUCAUAGCAAGGAAAUUGCCUACAAAAGAACAAGAGAUAGUGGAAGUAAAGAAAUCACAAAGGAAAGAUUUUCUCAAAAAGAAGAAAGUUUUUAUUCCAAAAAACAUUCUAGCAGAAGAGAUUAUGAAAAUGCUAAUGAAAAAAGACGUCAUAAUGAGAAGCUAUACAGAAGGCAUAGUAAAAGUCCAGAAAAUAGCGGAUCUCAAAGACACAGUCUCGAAGACAAAACAAAAAACAUAGAUUAUGAUGGGGAAUAUACUAGUUCCCACCAAAGUAGGAGAAAACAAUAUGGCUCAAGUCAUGAUAAAGAUAGACAAAUUAAAUCUGCAUACCAGUCUACAGAAGAAACCUCAAAGUACAAAAGUUAUCAGCACAAAUCGAUAGAGAGAUCGCAGCUGAAGUGA
Messenger RNA from Calliphora vicina (urban bluebottle blowfly), 1443 nucleotides. RefSeq names its product serine/arginine-rich splicing factor 4. The transcript is spliced from 4 exons. The record is from RefSeq and is a predicted model, not a curated record. Lineage: Eukaryota; Metazoa; Arthropoda; Insecta; Diptera; Calliphoridae. The coding region runs from base 1 to 1443 and encodes 480 amino acids.